Molecule: messenger RNA, 510 nt
Organism: Lathyrus oleraceus (garden pea)
Lineage: Eukaryota; Viridiplantae; Streptophyta; Magnoliopsida; Fabales; Fabaceae
Product: eukaryotic translation initiation factor 4 gamma-like
Exons: 1
Coding region: 1-510 (169 amino acids)
Source: RefSeq, a predicted model, not a curated record
AUGAGGAUUCAUUGGAACAGAGUGAUCAGAUGGAUGACCUUUGAGGCUUUCAAACUAAAAGGUCUCUCUGAACAAGUCCGCAACGACUUCAUUAGAGAAGCUGGAGAAAGGCUGCAGGCACGUUUGGUCAGAGAGGCUGAAGAGAAGGCCAAAAGAGAAGCAGAAGAGAAGGCUCGUCUGGAAGAAGAGCAAAGGGUCAGAGAAGCUGCAGAGAAGGUUGUUGUUGAAGAUGCGGCUGCUGCUGAAGCUAAAGCUAAAGCAAAAGCUAAUGCUGAAGAGGCAGCACGUAUAGCUGCAGAAGAAGCUGCAAAGGCAAGUAAUGAUGCUUUGACUCAGGGGGAGAAAUCUCACUCUAAUUUCGCUCCUCUUGUCUUAAAAACUCUAGAAGAACUACAGAAGGAGCAACAGAUAGUAAGAGCAAGACUGGAUCAACAGGACUCCGUCAACAACAACAUUCAGAACCUGCUGACUCAGCUGCUCCAAAUGAUGCCUCCGCCUCCGAACCCUUAG